UUCAGAACCAGAUAUCUUCUCUGGUCUGCCGUCUGCGGCCCAUGGUUUUGCAAGGUUCUCCGAGAUCGAGAAUCCGCCGGCCCACAACUAGCAGCCCACCCAGAAAAAGCAGCGUUCCCGUUAUCUGCACGCGCACGCGCUGUCCACUUGCCUCUAAGUAUACGAGAUAACAUACGCUGGUUGCGUAGUAUUACUUGUUGUUUUGUUGGCCGCCAAGUCAGUGGGAGGGAGGAACCGCCAUACGGCAAGAAUGCAGUCUCUUCAGCAGAAGGCCUCGGAGUGGAGCGGAGUCUCCACCAGCGAUGCUUUUGCCAUCGACGAAACAAAUCUUUUCGAGUUAUUAGGUCUUCAGACCUUCGUUACUCUCUCUACUAAUUUCUACAACAGGGUUUACGAUGAUGAUGAAGAGUGGUUUCGGUCCAUCUUUGCUAACUCGAAGAAAGAGGAUGCGAUUCAGAACCAGUAUGAAUUCUUUGUACAGAGAAUGGGAGGUCCUCCUCUUUAUUCCCAGAGGAAAGGUCAUCCAGCACUGAUUGGACGUCACCGGCCAUUCCCUGUGACACAUCGAGCAGCAGAGAGGUGGUUACACCACAUGCAGCAAGCAUUGGACAGUGUCCCAGAAAUUGAUGCCGAUUCAAAAAUCAAAAUGAUGAAUUUUUUCAGGCACACAGCAUUCUUUCUAGUGACUGGUGAUGAGUUGAAAAACCAAAACCAAGGAGUCCCCUGUAAACAUGGAGCUAACAAACCAGCUGCAGUGUGAAAUUUUAGCUACAAAUUGUUCUCAUUUUAAAUAUACAUGAAAAAAGAAUCGAGUAUUAUCAUUUACCCAACAUGUUUUAUCUUUAGUUAAAAAAAAAAAAACUCAUUCUCUCCCAUUAAAUAAAAAUCAAAGAACUUCUAUUCCCAUUCAUAUAUUGUUUGAUACUGAUGGGUACAGCAAAACAUUUCUGAUUUCUCAUCUUGAUUUUUAUGAAUUGUAUAUCUGGGUCAUGGCUGAGCCAAGAUGUGCCCGUGCCCCAUUGACUGUAUGGUCUAUAUCUAUUUGUAA
Nelumbo nucifera (sacred lotus) is the source of this 1048-nucleotide messenger RNA. The record is from RefSeq and is a predicted model, not a curated record. Lineage: Eukaryota; Viridiplantae; Streptophyta; Magnoliopsida; Proteales; Nelumbonaceae.